AUGUCAGAAGGACCCAGACGAUCAUCACGGUUGACUAAAGGCGCAGACGCCGUUGCGGCAGAGCCUGUUGCGCCCAAGCCCGCAACCAAAAAGCGUCCAGCAGCAGAAAAGAAAGCGCCCGUCGAAAAGAAGGCUAAAGUCGAUCCCUCGACCUCCGAGCCAGGCCCUUCUGAAGAGGCCACUGCCGCAACGAAACUGAAGCCCAUUGAGAUCGGCGACAGUCUUCCAGCGGGACUGGUCUUGAAGAAUGAGAAGGACGAAGACUUCGACGUGUCAAGCGUGACCGCUGAUAAGGGCGUGAUCAUAUUCUUGGUUCCGAAGGCGAAUACAAGCGGAUGCACGACACAAGCGUGCGGCUUCCGUGACAAUUAUCCAGAUUUUACUGGCAUAGAUUACGACGUCUAUUGUCUCAGCGCGGACAAACCGAGCGCACAGGCGAGCUGGCAGAAGUCGAAAAGCCUGCCUUACGGCCUCAUCUCAGACCCGGAACGUAUCCUCAUCACAGCGCUGGGUGCAGGUAAGAAUGGCAAGACGGGCAGGAGUCACUUUAUUUUCGAGAAAGGGACGGGGAAGUUGAUUGAUAAGAAGAUUCCUGUGAAGCCUGUCGAUAGCCCGAAGUUGGCGUUGGAGUUCAUCAAGAAGUAUAAUGCUGAAGCUGCCAAGUAG
Stereum hirsutum FP-91666 SS1 is the source of this 666-nucleotide messenger RNA. RefSeq names its product thioredoxin-like protein. The coding region runs from base 1 to 666 and encodes 221 amino acids. Lineage: Eukaryota; Fungi; Basidiomycota; Agaricomycetes; Russulales; Stereaceae. The record is from RefSeq and is a predicted model, not a curated record. Gene Ontology annotation, biological process: cellular response to oxidative stress; cell redox homeostasis. Gene Ontology annotation, molecular function: thioredoxin peroxidase activity. Gene Ontology annotation, cellular component: cytoplasm. The transcript is spliced from 5 exons.